CCGGUGUCUACCAUUGGAACUCAUUUAAAUUUAAAAUAGAAUUAUUACCAUAUUUUAAUAUUUUUUUUUUAAUAUUUCAACAAAAGUUGACCAGACUGCGGUGCCUACAUAUUACAUAUUAUUCAAAACAAAUAAUUAUUUAUUUCCGGAAACAAGUAUUGUAAAAAGUGUUUUCAUGGAAAAAAUGUUUAGCAAAAAUUUUAUCAAUAUUCCAAAAUAUUGUAUGAAAUCUUCAGGGAAAUUAUGGUGUUCAUCAUCAUUUCGAUCAACAAUAAGGGAGAAAAUUUUAAACAAUACAGAAAUCACUAAUACACAUUUAACGCCGGAAAUUUCACUUAGAUUGAUCACCCCAAAUUGUAAAAUAUAUCAUGAACCUGUUAUUCUACAAAAAGAUAGAGUAUUUGAAAAUGAUCCAUUCUGGGGAUUUUAUUGGCCAGGAGGACAAGCAUUGAGCAGAUUUAUUUUAGAUAAUCCAUUGAUGGUAAAAUCUAAAAGAGUGUUAGACAUUGGUAGUGGAAGUGGUGCAUGCUCUAUUGCUGCAAUGAUUUCUGGUGCAAAAUCAUGUAUAGCAAAUGAUAUCGAUAAAAUUGCUGAAAUAGCUAUAGAACUGAACGCUGAAUUAAAUAAUGUAAAAUUAAGAUCAUGUACGAAAAAUAUAAUUGGCAAAGAAUGUGACGCAGAUGUUAUAUUACUUGGUGAUAUAUUUUAUGAUGAAGACAUUGCAUGUUUGAUAGUUCCGUGGUUAUUUCAUUUAAGAACAUUAAAGAAAAAAAUCUUUAUAGGAGAUCCUGGAAGACAUCCAAUGACUUCUGAACGUUUAACCUAUAUGAAAAAAUUAUCAACAUAUGAAUUAUCAAAAAUUUCUUUGUCAGAAAAUCAUGGCUUUGAUGUUGCAAAUGUAUGGGAGUGGAUAGGGUGUAAAUAGCUUUAGGAUUACAAAAUGUCAUUGAA
Condylostylus longicornis is the source of this 951-nucleotide messenger RNA. Its product is annotated as electron transfer flavoprotein beta subunit lysine methyltransferase-like. Gene Ontology annotation, molecular function: protein-lysine N-methyltransferase activity. Bases 176 to 925 code for a protein of 249 amino acids. The record is from RefSeq and is a predicted model, not a curated record. Gene Ontology annotation, cellular component: mitochondrial matrix. The transcript is spliced from 6 exons. Gene Ontology annotation, biological process: peptidyl-lysine trimethylation. Lineage: Eukaryota; Metazoa; Arthropoda; Insecta; Diptera; Dolichopodidae.